AUUGGUUUGUAAACCUAAACAGUGAACAUCAACAUACGUUUUAUCGGUUUCAUCGACCAAAAAUUCUCAAAAAUAUUAUUGUUUUCUGCAAUGGCAGAUAAAACAAACACAGAUGGAGAAGAUUUAACGGACUUAACCAAUUGGGUUUUCGUCGGUAACAUCCACCAGAAAGCAAAAAAGUCCCAGCUGGAGAGUCUUUUUCCAAAAGCAAAACAUAUCUGUUUUCGACGUAAUCAUGGGAUAUGUAACCCCAGCAAGGUCGCUCUGGUCAAGUUUGAGAACCAGACAGAGGUGCGGCGAGCAUGCCUGAUGAACCAGAAAAUAUGCAUGGACAAAAGACUGCUGAUCUUCAGUCUGAGGUGGAAUUGGUCGUUUUCCCCGAAGUUUUCAAUUAUGGUUAACAAUUUGGAACAAUCUAUCAGCGAAGAAAAGGUAUACAAUGCCUUUCAGUCCUUUGGUACAAUUAAUACUGUCUACAAACCGUUCCACCGUUAUGCAUAUAUUGCUUUUACGGACAAGCAAUCCGUUCAAAAUGCGCUGGCGCAAAAACGAUUUGCACCAGAAUCGAAUAUCGAAUUCUUUCCUAUACAGAGGGAUAUUCCAAUGGCAGUAGAAGUGCCCAAGAAACCGUACGAGGCCAUCGAAGAGAAAUGCCAAGCGUUCGGCCUAAAGUACAACUGGGAAGCUGAAUCGCAAACGCAGUUACUUGUAACUAAUAUUCCUCGUUACGCAUGUGAAACCGAUAUCCUACAAUAUCUCAGUACCUUCGGUAUAGUCACAGAAUGGAAGAUGGUUCCGUGUUGUUAUUCGAUACUCACGAAUAAUGGAUUGGUUACGUAUAAAGCCAAGGAGAUGGCCGUCAAUGCUUACAUACAUCGGAAUCAUUUUUUCCAAGGUGUCGCUCUGGAGAUCUACAAUGAGAAGAUAACAUACGGAGAAACCUUUUCCACCCAAGCUGUGUUACUGAAGAAUACCAGUAUCUAUUUGACAAACGAUGAAAUUUACGAAGCUCUAAGGUUAUGUGGUACUGUAACGUACCUGCAUCGCACCAAUGAGCACACAAUUGUCCGAUUUGAGGACGCUGAGGCCGCACAACAUGCUAUUAAAGUAAAACGAAUCGCCGAAGAAGACGUCUCGGUAUCGCUGUACACUGACCGUGACUACGAAACUAAAGUUCUGCAGCCUCUUCCAGCGAGUAAAUCGAGUGCUCUUAGGGAAGGAAAAGAAGAGAUCGUUAGGCUAGUAACUGUGGCACAAGCUUGCAGCGACAUAGCAACAAUUCAGAGUUUUAGCUACUACAAUCCUAACCCGUUGAGAUAUCGAAAUGAAGUCAUGAUCAUGAACUAUCCUCCGCUUGCAACAUGUGAGACUUUUAGAAAGCGCUUCAGGUAUCAAGGUUACGUAGAAUACUUUCGAAAGGUAAAUGUACCAGGUCUGCCACCGGCAGUAUUUCUGAGUUUCGCUACCGACUUAGAGGCAAGACAAGUGUGCUCGUUGAAUCAGACUACAAUGGCCGAUAAGAGACUGUUAAUUGUUAUGGCAUGUGAGAAGUUGUUAAUCGAACCAGAGUUCGCACUAAUUGUAGAUGAAUUGGACGCUGCUGUUACAGACGAAAUGAUACACGACCGAAUGAAUAAAUAUUCUAAAGUCAAAUUUGUACUACGACUAACCCAACAACAGGCUUUGGUACACUUUGUAGAUCCGUUUGACGAUGACCAAAAGUCGGAUGAACCUGCCUUGUCGUUUGAAGAUGACCAAAAGUCAGAGAAACCUGCUUUGUCCUUUGUCGAUGCCGUGUACAAACUAUAUAUCUUGCAACAGAAUGCGACGGUAGACGAACAUUUGCUCUCUUUGAUGCCGGUUGAUAAGCCGACUGAUGAUAGAUAUGAGAGCUCGCUUCAAACGUUAUCACGACACAUUGAGCUAAGUGAAGAUGUUGGAGUAAAUACUUCUGUAGAAGUAGCGAACGUCGGUGCCCAUGUUCCCUCUCAUGUUACGGAUCGGCCUUCACUAUCAAUAUUUACCAACAAGCAACCCAGAAUACAACAUGAAUCUUUGCACAUGCCGUUAUCAAACGGAAUACCUUCUACCCGGCCUUCGAAUAUGGUUUUACCGAAUGUGCUGAAUAAUAAUAAUCCGCUGUUUGGUAUAAAUUGGAGACCACCAGCUACCGUACACCCAAUAAUAGCUAGUGUCCAGGCAUUUCCACCAGUCCAAACAUUACCACCUAUUACGCCCGCUAUGGUACCACCAGCUACCGUACACUCAAUAAUGGCUAGUGUCCAGGCAUUACCACCAGUCCAAACAUUACCACCAGUACAGACAUUACCGCCUAUUACGCCCACUAUGGUACCACCAGCUACCGUACACCCAAUAAUGGCUAGUGUCCAGGCAUUACCACCAGUCCAAACAUUACCACCAGUCCAAACAUUACCACCAGUCCAAACAUUACCACCAGUACAGACAUUACCACCUGUUACGCCCGCUAUGGUACGACUAAUGAAAAAAGUGGAAAGCGUAAUGCUGUACACUCCAUCAUUCACCGGUAUGUCGAUGAUGCAACAAUUUCUACUAGUAAAUGGAAUUGUUAAUCAUAUUAUCGCUAACCCAAACUAUUUCAAGCUAAGCCAGGCAGAUAGAAUCAAUGCCUUAAUGAACACCCACCUCGGAGAGGUUGCAUACUUCCUUGGACAACUUCCUCCGAACCAGGUACCGCAACUUCUUUCCGUGGUCGAGACAGACUAUGUUGAAACCAUCAAUCAAGCAAUGGCCCUAUCGAACCCACAGCCAGAAAUGGAAUUGACCAAAUCAUAUGCAGCCGAUAAUCCAGUGCCAUCGUUAAGCCCAAUGGAUAAAGUCCGGUUGAUAGCCGGUGUAAAUGAGCAGUUUCAACAAAUACCUCAACUGGUCAAGAUGACUCUCGAUGACAAACUUAAUUUUCUAUUAAGCGGAUUCAACAAUUUUCUAUGUGCUGAUUUGUUAGCCCGAUUACCACGACCUCAGCAGAUAGAAUUAAUAGAAAACCUACAAAUGGACUAUAAACCGACAGAAUCUCAACCAGCAGUAAACACAUCAGAAGCAACGUUCGCCCGUCAACACCACAGCCAACCGAAACCGACAAUAAACCAGUCGGAUCCUCCUGCUUUAAAUACUACUCUUCCGUUCUUCUCCCAAUCAAGCAGUCUUUAUCCGCUCCCUCCAUCAUCUACAGGAAUUCUCCCACAAGUCAGUGAUCCUUACAAUAAGCAACCAACGCCCACAGUGAAUCGGUCACAUCCUCCUGCUAUAAAUCCAGCCCUGCCAUUCUACUCCCAAAAUUGCAGCCUUUUUUCACAUCCCCCACCGUCGGCCGUUCCUUACAACGACAUACUAGUCACGUCUUCCACAAGUUCCUACAAGCAAAACUUUCACCCGUUGUUGUCGAACAAGGAAACGGCCAACAGUAGCCGCUCGCCACCGGCGUGCUACCUUUCAUCGGACAGUGAUAACAAGACAGAGCUCUAUAAUCGUUCUCGAAAAAGAAAAAGACGUCGAUCUCGAUCGUGGACUAGAUCUCCGCCACGAUGGGGGAAACUGGAAAGACAAACAGAAAGAGAUCCCCUCGCUAGGUCUCGACCCAGGUCUCGAUCCGGCUUUCGAUCGAAGAGCAGAUCGCCGGAACGAUGGAGUUCUUCUGAGAGCGAAUCCGGUUCAUUGGAGAUUAGGAAUGCGGACGAACCAUUGCCAGUUGUUCUCGUCAGCCAUGUGGACAUAAAUGUUCCAACGGAGAAACUUUCGGAAAAGUUCUCACAAUUCGGUCAAAUUGUGUCCAUUCGACCAAGUCACAGCAGAAAUGGUCGGCGAAACAAAAUCAAGCGCGCGUACAUCCGUUUCGAUACAUACAAUCAGGCAAGGCAGGCGCUUGGGCUUCAUUUGACUCACUAUCAGGGUCAUCUUAUACGUGUAAGGUUUGCUAAUCAACGACCAACACUGCAGACGGAUCUCGCAGUGAAAGCAACGUUUCUAGAUCCCGGACUGAUGGAUAAAUCCGUGCAACGGAAUGAAGGAAAAGUUUUAGUUAGAUUUCAGAAGCAUGGCCCCAUUGCCAAUCUGUAUGCGCGAGAUUAUCUUAAUUACUUGAUUGUUUACAAGCACCACAGCUCAGUUACUGCAGCGUUGAAGGAGGACUAUAUGAGGAAGACUGUGAAAUGUUUGGUUACAAGACUAAGAUUAGAAUAAAGCCGA
Messenger RNA from Sabethes cyaneus, 4224 nucleotides. RefSeq lists its product as uncharacterized. The record is from RefSeq and is a predicted model, not a curated record. The coding region runs from base 91 to 4218 and encodes 1375 amino acids. NCBI's taxonomy places the organism in Eukaryota, Metazoa, Arthropoda, Insecta, Diptera, Culicidae. Gene Ontology annotation, molecular function: poly(A) binding; mRNA 3'-UTR binding; poly(U) RNA binding. Gene Ontology annotation, cellular component: cytosol; ribonucleoprotein complex; nucleus. The transcript is spliced from 9 exons.